Messenger RNA from Phytophthora nicotianae INRA-310, 369 nucleotides. RefSeq lists its product as hypothetical. Bases 1 to 369 code for a protein of 122 amino acids. Lineage: Eukaryota; Oomycota; Peronosporomycetes; Peronosporales; Peronosporaceae. The transcript has a single exon. The record is from RefSeq and is a predicted model, not a curated record.
AUGGAGGGGAACAUCGCAGUCAUUUCACCAUCUGAUUCCUCCAGCUCCAAGCACUAUCGAAUACAGCUCCGUCAUGCGGCUAUCCUACGUUGUACUCGCAACUAUGGCGCAAGCACUGAGGCCAUGGUGAUCACUGCAAACUCCGUCCAGACCAAGACGUCCAUCUUCUCGCUGAACGCUGUCAACCCCAAUAUCGAAGACCGCAGAUUCCUGCGAGCUCACAAAAGUGCGGUUACUGCUGCAGACGAAGAACGCGGUCUACCGACCGCCACUGGGAUCAAGGAGAAAUUUUUCAAGCUUAAAAUGAAGAUUGCGAUGCCUGGUAUCAAGAAGGUUCUGGAAAAUGUAGUGAGUGGCAUAUUCAAGUGA